Messenger RNA from Metarhizium brunneum ARSEF 3297, 1728 nucleotides. It is a transcript of the gene ILV1, whose product is annotated as Threonine dehydratase. NCBI's taxonomy places the organism in Eukaryota, Fungi, Ascomycota, Sordariomycetes, Hypocreales, Clavicipitaceae. The record is from RefSeq and is a predicted model, not a curated record. Gene Ontology annotation, biological process: L-threonine catabolic process; L-serine catabolic process. Gene Ontology annotation, molecular function: threonine deaminase activity; pyridoxal phosphate binding; L-serine ammonia-lyase activity.
AUGCCUUCUCUCCUUGGGCAUGCCGAGCCAAACGGCGUUUUUCAAGAGACCAAUGGCCAUCGCAGGCCCGAAACGCCCGCUGGCCGCAUGGCCUUGACCGACUACAGCAUCAACCCCUCGCCGUCAUCGGAGGAGAAAAGAGCCAAGUUGCGACAAGCUGUUCCCGACGACCUGUUGCUUCCCAACGGCUAUCCCGAUUACCUUCGCAUGAUUGCAUGCGCUACCUCCAGAGUCUACGAAGCUUGCAAAGUAACACCACUUAGCCCGGCAGUUAACCUCAGCAACCGGCUCGAAUGCAAUGUUCUCCUUAAGCGAGAGGAUACACAGCCCGUGUUUAGCUUCAAGCUGCGCGGCGCGUACAACAAGAUGGCGCAUUUGGACCCUGCGCUGAGCUGGAAGGGUGUUGUGUGCUGUUCCGCCGGUAACCACGCUCAAGGCGUUGCCUAUUCGGCGAGAAAGCUUAAAAUCCCUGCUACCAUUAUCAUGCCCGAAGGGACACCCAGCAUUAAACACAUGAAUGUGGCGAGAUUGGGCGGCCAUGUGGUGCUGCACGGCGCUGACUUUGAUGCUGCCAAGGAGGAGUGCGCCCGACGGGAAAAACAAGACGGGCUUAUCAACAUCCCCCCCUUUGACGACCCUUACGUCAUUGCUGGCCAGGGAACUAUUGGAAACGAGCUGUUUGGACAAGUAAACAUGUCCAAGGUUGAGGCCAUCUUUUGCUGCGCCGGCGGCGGCGGUCUCAUUGCCGGCAUUGGCUUCUACGUGAAGCGCAUGGCGCCCCACGUUAAAAUCAUUGCUGUCGAGGCAUAUGAUGCAAAUGCCUUGGCCCAAUCAUUGAGAAAAGGCGAGAGAGUUGUGCUCAACGAGGUUGGAUUGUUUGCUGAUGGCGCCGCUGUCAAGACGCUCGGCGAGGAGACAUUUCGUAUCUGUCAGGAUGUCGUCGACGAAGUCGUCGAGGUGACGACGGAUGAGAUUUGUGCUGCCAUCAAAGACAUGUAUGAUGAUACGCGAUCCGGCCUGGAACCUGCGGGGGCACUGUCUAUUGCCGGCCUGAAGAAGUACGUCUCCCAGCACCCCUCGCAAGACCCGAACCGCACCCUCGUGGCCGUGACGUCUGGGGCGAACAUGAACUUUGACCGUCUUCGAUUUGUUGCCGAGCGUGCUGCUGUCGGUGAAGGCAAGGAAGUUCUGUUGGCCAUCACCAUUCCAGAGAGACCGGGGGCGUUUGCCAAACUCGUCGAUACCAUCAUGCCUUAUGCCGUCACCGAAUUCAACUAUCGAUUCGCCGACCAGAACGUUGCCAAUGUCAUGAUUGGCUUGUCCUUGACGGCACCACCGGCAAAGAGAAACGAGGAACUCUCCAUGCUUAUCGAACGCAUCCGAGCCGAAGAUAUGGUGGUGACGGACCUCUCUGGUGACGAACUGGCCAAAAGCCAUCUCAGGUACCUCGUAGGCGGUCGUUCUGGCGUCGCCAACGAGCGGCUGUACAUGUUCAGCUUUCCUGAGCGACCUGGAGCAUUGGAGCGGUUCCUCAAAGCCCUUCGGCCUAGAUUUACCAUUAGCCUUUUCCACUAUCGAAACUAUGGUGGUGACAUUGCCAAGGUGCUGGCGGGUAUCUCAUGUCCCGAAGAAGACAGCGGUGAACUGGCGCAGUUCCUCAAAGAUGUCGACUAUCCGUUUGAGGAGUGCACGAACUCCGAGGUAUUCAAGACGUUCCUGAGAUCAUGA